AUGAAGACAGUCUUACAGCUUGCAGAUCGAUCUAUCAGGCAUUCCCAUGGGAUCAUUGAAGAUGUCAUAAUCAAGGUGGACAAGUUCUACUUUCCUGUAGAUUUCAUAGUUCUUGAUAUAGAGCUUGUCCCCAAUUCCCAUAAGCCCAUACUUGUGAUCCUUGGACGACCUUUCUUAGCUAUGGCUAAUGCAUACAUAAAUUGUAGAACCGGGGUGAUGUCCAUAUCUUUUGGGAAUUUGAAAGCCAAAUUGAACAUCUUCCAUGCCGCACAUCAGCCACCGAAUGAGAAGGAAUGUUUCCUCCUUAACACCAUUGAGGACCUUGUAGAAGACCUACCUCCCAUCCCCCUACUUGAUGAGAGUUGUGAGGACCCCCUUAGAGGGGAUGAGUUGAUCACUGAUCCCUUUUGGGAGAGACACAUAGAGAAUCCUCAUAGGGAAAUCAAAAUAUACAAGUGGAGACAAGAAGGUUGA
Molecule: messenger RNA, 474 nt
Organism: Corylus avellana
Lineage: Eukaryota; Viridiplantae; Streptophyta; Magnoliopsida; Fagales; Betulaceae
Source: RefSeq, a predicted model, not a curated record